GGCCCGGCCGCCGCGGCCACCUUCCCUGCCGGAGCUGCAGAUGUGGCGGAGCGGCCGGGCGCCGGGCGGCCGUGCCAGGGGAGCCCGCGCCCCGUGAGCCUCGCGCCCCGGCCCCCGCCCGCCCGGCCCCCUCCCCCGCUCGCUCCCCCGCCGCCCCCCGACCGCCGGAGCCCGCAGCUGGGAGCCCCACCGCCCCCGCCGCCGAGGUUCCUGCCUGAAUAUCAGCUUGGGAACCCCUCACUGUCUGCUGCCACCCCAACCCCCAGCCCCCAUCACCAUGCACUCCUUGGACGAGCCACUCGACCUGAAGCUGAGCAUCACUAAGCUCCGAGCGGCGAGAGAGAAGCGGGAGAGGACGCUGAGUGCAGUCCGGCACCGAGCUCUGCACAGGGAGCUUGGCCUGGUGGAUGACAGCCCCACCCCGGGCUCCCCAGGCUCCCCACCCUCAGGCUUCCUGCUGAACCCCAAGUUCCCCGAGAAGGUAGAGGGACGCUUUUCGGCGGCCCCCCUGGUGGACCUCAGCUUGUCGCCGCCGUCUGGGCUGGACUCCCCCAAUGGCAGCAGCUCGCUGUCUCCUGAGCGCCAGGGCAAUGGGGACCUGCCUGCAGUGCCCACUGGCCCGGACCUACAGCCACUGCGCUACCUGGACAGCGUCCCCAGCUCCUUCCAGUUCUUCCUGCCCCUGGGCUCCGGGGGAGCCCUGCACCUGCCGGCUUCCUCCUUCCUCACCCCCACCAAGGACAAGUGCCUCUCGCCAGAGCUGCCCCUGCCCAAGCAGCUGGUGUGUCGCUGGGCCAAGUGUAACCAGCCCUUCGAGCUCCUACAAGACCUGGUGGACCACGUCAACGACUACCAUGUCAAGCCCGAGAAGGACGCGGGCUACUGCUGCCACUGGGAGGGCUGUGCCCGCCACGGCCGUGGCUUCAAUGCCAGGUACAAGAUGCUCAUCCACAUCCGCACGCACACCAAUGAGAAGCCGCACCGCUGCCCCACCUGCAGCAAGAGCUUCUCCCGCCUGGAGAACCUGAAGAUCCACAACCGGUCGCACACAGGCGAGAAGCCCUACGUGUGCCCCUACGAGGGCUGCAACAAGCGCUACUCCAACUCCAGCGAUCGCUUCAAGCACACACGCACCCACUACGUGGACAAGCCCUACUACUGCAAGAUGCCCGGCUGCCACAAGCGCUACACGGACCCCAGCUCACUGCGCAAGCACAUCAAGGCCCACGGUCACUUCGUGUCGCACGAGCAGCAAGAGCUCCUGCAACUUCGCCCGGCCCCCAAACCACCGCUGCCCUCCCCCGACGGCAGUCCCUACGUCAGCGGGGCCCAGAUCAUCAUCCCCAACCCGGCUGCCCUUUUCGGAGGCCCUGGCCUGCCCGGCCUGCCUCUGCCCCUGGGCCCUGGCCCCCUUGACCUCAGCGCCCUGGCCUGUGGCAACGGCGGGGGCGGCGGGGGUGCAGGGGGCAUGGGCCCUGGGCUGCCUGGCCCCGUCCUGCCCCUCAAUCUGGCCAAGAACCCGCUGCUGCCCUCGCCCUUCGGGGCUGGCGGACUGGGCCUGCCCGUGGUCUCCCUCCUCGCUGGCUCCGCUGGCGGCAAGGCCGAGGGGGAGAAAGGGCGUGGGGUGGUGCCGGCCAGGGCCCUGGGCACGGAGGGCCGCAAGACCCCGCUGGAGAGGACUGAGAGCAGCCGCUCCCGGCCAAGUCCCGAUGGCCUCCCCCUGCUGCCGGGCACUGUGCUGGACCUGUCCACAGGCGUCAACUCGGCGGCCAGCAGCCCAGAGGCGCUCGCUCCCGGCUGGGUGGUCAUCCCGCCAGGCUCUGUGCUGCUCAAACCGGCUGUGGUGAACUGAACCCGCUCAGUGGACGCCAACCACCUGCAGCCCAGCUGGCGGCUCCCAGCCCUGCCCUCACCCUGACGAACGGAAACUCUUCUGCGAAAUAGCAAUAAUGUCCUCCUGCCCCUGGGGCUCGGUUGGCUGUGUCCCCUGGGCAGACCCAGCCAAAUAAGCUGGGCAGCAAGGAUGGUGCUAGAAGGGCGUUGCUGGCACCUCAGGCUCCCAAGGGAGGAAGCGGGUCUGCCGGCCAGGGAGAGCUAUGCUCCUGGGUGCUGAGGCCUGCUCACUUCCGGCCCUCUGCCGCCCCAUCCUCAUCCUAGCCCUUAGUUCCCUUGGCCCUGCACUCUGGUGCCUCCCUCAUCCAGUGGCCAAUUGGGCAGGUCACCCUCGCUCCCUUGUCCACCCGCCAGCCCUGUUCCAGCAGUAGGGGUGGUGGGGUGGCAUCUGCCCUCCUGACUAGUGCCAGGCUCCCUCCCUACCCCCUUCGAUGGUGAGCUAUGAGGAGUCCCCUGGGAUUGGGGUCCCACCCUGUCCUGCGUAGCCUCACUGGGCCCCUGCUUGGGGGCUCCUGACCCCUUUCCCUCUGGUCCACCCUCCAGAGGGAAAGCAAGACAGACGCAGGCCCCAGCAAAGCCACAGGAAGAAGCCACCUUACCCUAUGACAAGGCGCCUCCCGGCUUGGAGAGGGAGGCCCGCUCUGCCAGCUGCCCCUCAUCACCCGCCACGUGCAUGCAGCAGCCAGCACGCUGCCCGAGGGUCGGUCCCUCCUCUGGGUUGGCUGACACUCCAGCUUGAGGGGCUGGCUGACUACUUAUCUGCCCCUUCACCACUGGGCCUCCCUCAGCUUUCAGGGAGCCCUGAGCAGGGAGAGGUGCCAGGACCUGGGGCCAGCCCAGCUCAGGGAACAGGUGGGGCUGGGCCUGGCCUGGCCUGGGGCACUGCCGCCCUGCACAAGGGGCUGUGGAGGCCUGCAGGGUGUUAGGAGGGAAAGCUGGCUAGGGACAACCCCAGGCUGGGAUACGGCUCCUGUUCUGGGGGCACCAACUCACAGCCAGCACAGGUGAGGGAGGCUCCAGGCCAGUGCUGGGCACCGGGGCUUUCAGAGGCCAUGGAUAGAAGGACCUGGGCUUGAGGGGGAAGGGGAAGCCAGAGGAAAGCGCCUGGACUUACGACCCGGCUGCUUCCUUUGGCUUUUCUGAGCUGAGCCCCUGCCCUCAGUGUCCCCAAUCUGCUCCCCCAUGGUGGGAGCCAGAAUAAGCUAAGGAUGCUGGGGCUCCACGUGCCCCAGAGCCCACACUGCUGCCCGAGCCCAGGGAGCUGGGUUCUCUCACAGGCCCUGGUGGUGCAGCAUGUGUCUCGUUCUCCACCCUGAGCCCUCAUUGUAGGGGGCCUGGUUUGGUCUGGGAGGCGCUGGCCCAGCAGUCAGGAGCUCUGGCUUCUAGGCCUGCCCUACCCUUGGCCGUAGUGACCAAGCCCCCCACGUCCCCAGCUGCAGAACAAGGGAGCUGCGGGACUUCAGAGGGCUCCUUAGCAGCCCUGCAGUUCCAGGUCCCCCUGCCAUUCCUCUGAGCAGCUCUGCCGACCCCACCCUUUCCUAGACUGCCCUUCUGUCCCAGAGGGGUCACUGACCCUGCCCGCUGACAGGGCCUGGCAGCACUGGCUCUGCCCCUUGAAGGGGCUGGGAGCAAAGCAGGAGGGAGCUGGUCUCCUUCCCUCACGCCCCACCAAGACCCAGGACCCCACCCCCACUAAAGGCCCCAGGCCUUAAGUCCCUGUUGGGGUGAGGGGUUUGGGACUCAAGCCCCGGGAGCAGAGGAACAGGGCACUGGAAGGUGAUGUUAGCUCAGCAUGUGACCCGGUGAUAGACCAGGCCCAAAGGGGCCGGUAUACGUGUCGUUGUUGUCAGUUUGUUGUUGCACAUUCCAGGAUAUCAGUAUUCUAACAGGUUCUAAGUGCCUUUCUAUCGUAGCUUAUGUUUUUCCUCCUCUUGGCUCCAUUGCUGUUAGCAUAGAGUUUUAAAAAAAAAAAAAAGAGAUAAGCUAAUGACUAUAACAAUAUAUCCCUCCAUGUGAGAGGAAGUUUAUAAAGAAACAAUAAAAGUGAGUUACAAA
Molecule: messenger RNA, 3948 nt
Organism: Hippopotamus amphibius kiboko
Lineage: Eukaryota; Metazoa; Chordata; Mammalia; Artiodactyla; Hippopotamidae
Gene: GLIS2
Product: GLIS family zinc finger 2
Exons: 7
Coding region: 278-1852 (524 amino acids)
Biological process (GO): smoothened signaling pathway; regulation of transcription by RNA polymerase II
Cellular component (GO): nucleus
Molecular function (GO): RNA polymerase II cis-regulatory region sequence-specific DNA binding; DNA-binding transcription factor activity, RNA polymerase II-specific
Source: RefSeq, a predicted model, not a curated record